AUGUUGCGGCCGGCUCUGCGCCACUUGGACUUUUCACGUUGCGAGCAGAAACGGAGGCUGCGCCAGCGGAGCAUCGCCGUGCAGGGAACCUUGGCCUUCCUCGCCUUUGGCUGGGUCCUGGCCCUGUGCCGGCUCGUCUUCAGGUGCUUGCACGCGCUGUGCAACCGGAAGAACUCAGAGAAGCGCCGGGUGGCCAAAGUGGAAGGUGCCGAGGCGCGCCCGAAACAAAGGCGCUGUGCAGAGCUCCAGCGACUGUUGGAGCGCUGUUACGUGUGGCGUGCUUUUCUGUACUGGACAGGUCUUGGAGGGCGUGCUUACCAGGGCGGUGACGACUCCAAGGUAGUGGAUGCUGCGAAGCGAAGUGCGGGCACUGGCGCAAAGACGCUGGAGGAAACUUUGGCCCAGUUCGGCUUGGACACUGUCGUGGCCAAGGAGCAGCAGACCUUCCACGGCGCUCUGCAGUCGCUCCUCACAGAGGGCUACGAGGAGAUAACGCAAGAAGCCGGCUGGACCGGUGCGGACAUCGAGGUCCUGAUACCCGAGAGGGAUUUAGAGUUAGAGGACGAGGAUCGUGAGAUGCGACCCACCGUGGAAGUGGAGGACAUGGAGAUGAAUGAAUGUGAGGAGGAGAUGCACAUCAGUUGA
Messenger RNA from Symbiodinium natans, 645 nucleotides. Lineage: Eukaryota; Dinophyceae; Suessiales; Symbiodiniaceae. The record is from the annotation of a GenBank genome assembly.